ACACUUCGUUGCUAAGUAACUAUAAACAGCCCAGUAGGAGAUAAUAACCGCCACUCAACUGUCCCGUUUAGAAGACAUAAAAAUUAUAAACAGCCGUCGCUUUUCAUAAAUCCUUGGCAGCAGCUAAUUUAGUUUUUAAUUGACUUGCAUGUCACACUCUGGGACCAAACACAUUUUAGUUUACUGUCCAGGCAAAACUCAGAGGAGACGGAUUUGAAACUUUUUGGGAAGAACACAAAACAGAAGGAAAGUCUGGCCAUGCACUCUUUUCAGAAAGGCACUUCCAGGGGCCAGGCAGGGCCAGAGCAAGAUCAUGGCAAACAGAAGCUAUUUGGGACGGCUAAGUCUUUACCUGUGUCUAAUGUACCUGGAUCUCUGGCACCUGUUGAUGUGGAGCAGCUGAGGGCUAGACUUAUCUCAGCAGUGCCCAGACAUCCACAGCCGAACGCUGAUGCUCUGGUAUUCCCACACAGAACCAAGGCUCAGGAGAGACAGUUGACCACACAAAGACCAGCACAAGUUGAGAUGUUGCCGAUUCUGAAGAGACGCAGUGAAUAUAUGAAACCUGAGAACAUCCAAAGGUUCAACUUGAGCCCUAAGAAGCCUUUUUCCUCUGAUGAGUUCCAGUCCAUUGAUGCUGCCCUGGAGAGAGAACCUUCUCCACUACAGCUGCCCAGAAUUCCUGACCAUGUCAAAGAUAGACAGGCGCAGUUGACUCAGGGCUCGCUCAGGAUUCCAUCCCCUCCUAAAAGAACAAAGAGCUCCUCUAGAGGUUGUCCUGUUACAGUUUCACCUCUGAGCUACACCCCCUCUCCACCAUUCUCUAGUUCACUGCUUUUCAACUCAGUAGAGGAAGUUAUUCGUGCCAAAAUUCGCUCCCCACCCGACAUUGUCCAAACCAUCCGGAAUAACCCUCACUUGGGAUUCCUUUAUGUGACGUCUGCAGCUCCUAAAUCAUCCAUUAAAUUUGACACAUACAACCUCAAAAUUGCAAUGUUUGACAAUGUCAACAAGUCAGACUACUAUACGGUCAGUACCCAUGCAGUGAUGCACUACUGUGGGUCUGAGGUGGACUAUUUGCCCUUAGAACGCUGGGAGCAGGAAUACCAAUUUCACAGGAAGCUUCUGCGCAUCCCUGUGUUUUUCCUCUUCCGCAAGUGGAAGGCUUUCCGUGUGUGGCGUGCCAAUGUGCGCAAUAAAAAAAUCAGCAAAUGCAUACGCUCAUUGCAAGAGCAUCUCUUCAUUCUCAAUGAGACUCUGCGACCAGCACUGAUUGACAUCAGGGAAAUGUGUUACCACAUCAGUGACAUGCCUCUGUGUCGGCUAGAGAAAGACCGCACUUACAGACUUGAGGAGUUUCAGAGCGCACAAUACAAACAGCUGGAGGAGGUGUCCUGCCGUCUUGAAAAGUUCAGAAAGCUUGUAAUGGAAGUGGCAAGAAGUGCCUGUCGAAAUGCUUUGAAGGAGUUUGGACACACACCUGACUAUGGCGACUUGGAGACUGAUGGUGAUGAAGAGUUAGCAUCACCUGCUUUUGGAUUGUUCUUUGAGGACACACCUGAGAAGAUGAGUUACACACAACAAGCAAACAAGAGAUACUACUGCGAACGUCUUACUUGUUUCAUCAGAAUGACUGAUUAUCUGAUUGUGAACACCACACACAUGCUUGUGGUCAACUCGGUCAGUAAGCUACUGAGUGUGUUUCAGGAGCAUAUCACACACACCCCUUCACUCGCCCUCAUCCAGAGCUGGGCAGGCAGCGAGACCAGCUAUGAUCCUGACAAAAAGGUCACAGCAGAGCAGAAUGGCAGUGUUUCCCACCAGCCAAUGUUUAUAACUGAACUGAUGCUGGACACACAAUCCUUAUCAUACCAGCCCUCCAUGGAUGACUUCCUGGAGUGUGUAGCAGAGAUUACUGGGCGGUUUGAGAACACAGUUUUGUCUUUGGAUACUCUGGUGCAAGACAGCUACUUUGAUGCUUUUACUCAACCCAUUAUCAACAAAAAGGUUGAGGAGAAGACAUGUGGGGAUGGCCCUAGUCUUGCGGAAAUCCUGGAAGAUGACACUUAUCUGCAGGACAUCAUACUCAAUAUUAAGCAAUCGAUUCAGAUGGCAUUUGAUACCGCUAAUGUGUAUGCUCGUACAUUUGAGCCGUUCAGACUGUUUUACAAAGAGAAUGAAGACCUGGACCUGGAGGCUCUCAAAGAGCAAGACCAUGAGGUUGCAUUUUUUGGGAACAGUCUGAAUAAAUAUCAUCGAGAGCAUAAAGAGGCUUUAGCCAUCAAACAGAAAAGACCCCUGGGAAUUCUGCUGGUGGAUACUACACAACUGAAGCACAAACUUAUACCAUCCCCUCUGCGCUGCAUAGAGGUCAUUAAUGACAUCCUACCUCGGCUAGCAAAGAAAAAGAUGGAUGCCAUCAUUGCAGAAGCUCAGGAUGCCCAGUUCAAACUGGACUUUGUUCCAACAGGAACCAACGAAUACGUCAACUCCCUCACCUUCCUAGAGGAAAUUCAGAAGAGGAUUGAGGUGCUGGAAAAGGAGACCAUGACUGUCUGUGAGAUGUACAAGUUGAUCGAGUGUUACUCUGUCCCCACCCCUCCUGAGGAUAUUGCAGUGUAUGCCACAUUGCCGCCAUGUGUAACUGCCUUAAAAAACACCAUCGAAAAGGCGGUGGGAGAGCGGGACUCUUAUGUGGAAAAAUUUUGCCAGCACAUCCAGCAAGAUAUCAACCACCUUAACAAGAAUGUGCAGGCAGUGAAAGAGCAAGCAGAGAAUCAUCAGCUCCUUGAAAUUGAUGCAGAUCGCUCUAACAUACGCCGACUGCUGGGAGAUAUUCAGAUUUCUAUUGAUGAGUUGCAGACUCAAGCCUUCAAAUAUAAAACCUACCAGAAGAACUUUAAGGUGGAGGUGACUAAAUAUGAGGCUCUAGAGGGACUGACUGCUGAAGUGAAGCUGAAGCAGCUACUCUGGGACUCUCUGGAAGAGUGGGAAAAUCUAGAGAACAGCUGGUUGCAGAAUAAGUUUGAUGAGCUGGACCCAGAAUUGCUGAGCAGGCAGGUGAACAAGUUUGCCAAAUAUGUCAGCCAGCUGGAAAAAGGACUGGCACCAAACAAUGUGGUGCCCUGCCUCAAAGAGAUUGUGGAGAGCAUGCGAGAAAAGUUGCCAGUGAUCACAGACCUGCGUAACCCAUGUCUGAAAGCUCGUCAUUGGGAAAUUCUGGAGGAAAUUGUGGAAGCCAAACUACUGGAAGAGCCACUGACUCUCGCCUUCCUGGAAGAACUCAACAUCUUUAACUUUGGACCACAAAUACAGGAGGUGUCCGCACAAGCCUCAGGAGAAGCAUCUCUCGAGAACAUUCUGAGAAAGAUUGAGGAAUCCUGGAAGACGACAGAGUUUGUGGUACUGUCUCAUCGGGACUCCAAGGAUGUGUUUAUCCUCGGAGGAACUGAUGAUAUUCAGGUGCUUCUCGAUGACAGUAUAGUCAAUGUGGCCACAGUUGCUUCAUCCCGUUACGCAGGCUCCAUCAAGGCCAGAGUAGACAAGUGGCAGAGACAGCUCUCUCUUUUCAGCCAGACCUUGGAUGAGUGGUUGGCAUGUCAGAGAAGCUGGCUUUAUCUUGAGAGUAUUUUCAGUGCUCCUGACAUCCAGAGGCAGUUGCCUGCUGAGUCUAAGAUGUUCCUGCAAGUGGACAAGUCCUGGAAAGAGAUUAUGAGGAAGGUCAACCGCAUACCCAAUGCCCUUCGUGCUGCCACACAAACAGGGCUUUUGGAUAUUUUCCAGAAUAAUAACGCACUCCUGGAGCGGAUACAGAAAUGCCUGGAGGCUUACUUGGAGUCCAAGAGAGUUAUCUUUCCAAGGUUCUACUUCCUGUCUAAUGAUGAACUGUUGGAGAUUUUGGCUCAGACGCGGAACCCUCAGGCUGUGCAGCCUCAUCUCAGGAAGUGUUUUGAUGCUAUAUCACAGCUGGAGUUCGGCCUGCUUACCUCUACAACACAUGGAGAGGGCGAGACUGGCGAAAAAAUACAGUACACUAAUGACAUCUUAGCCAUGGUGUCACCUGAGGGAGAAAAGGUGGUACUGGGGAAAGGGCUAAAGGCUCGUGGAAAUGUAGAGGACUGGUUGGGAAAGGUGGAGGAGGCCAUGUUCUCUUCUCUUAGGAGACUCAGUAAGGCUGCAAUUGCUGACUACCAGAGCAAAGCCAGAGUGGAGUGGGUUGUGGCUGGGCAUCCCUCACAGGUGGUGUUGACCAUCUCCCAGCUCAUGUGGUGCAGAGACAUGGACAACUGUCUAGAGGGAGAUCAUGACCACUAUCAGGCGUUACAAGAAUUUGAGCUCACCAACUUUGAGAGACUGAAUGCUCUUGCUGCUCUGGUCCGUGGGAAUUUGCCUAGUCUUCAUCGAAACAUCAUCACAGCUCUCAUCACCAUAGAUGUGCACGCCAGAGACAUUGUCACAGAGCUUGUCAAAGAGAAGGUGGACUCGAGCGAUAAUUUCGAGUGGCAGAGGCAGUUGCGGUAUUAUUGGGAUGUAGACUUGGACGACUGUGUGGCUCGGAUGGCUCUCUCUCAAUAUGUCUAUGGAUAUGAAUAUUUGGGAGCGUGUCCUCGUCUGGUGAUCACUCCACUGACGGAUCGAUGUUACCUCUGCCUGAUGGGGGCGCUGCAGCUAGAUCUGGGAGGAGCUCCUGCAGGUCCAGCUGGCACAGGCAAAACUGAGACCACUAAAGACCUUGCGAAAGCUCUGGCAAUCCAGUGUGUCGUCUUUAACUGCUCAGAUGGACUCGACUAUAAGAUGAUGGGGACGUUCUUCAGUGGAUUGGCUCAGUCAGGUGCCUGGUGCUGCUUUGAUGAGUUCAAUCGCAUUAACAUCGAGGUACUGUCAGUUAUCGCUCAACAACUCAUCACUAUCAGAAAUGCCAAGGCAGCCAAGCUACCUCGGUUCAUGUUUGAGGGAAGAGAGAUAAAAUUGGUGAUGACAUGUGCUGCCUUCAUCACUAUGAACCCCGGUUACGCUGGCAGAACUGAACUCCCUGACAACCUGAAAGCCCUUUUCCGACCCAUAGCCAUGAUGGUGCCCAACUAUGCUCUUAUCGCUGAGGUGAUCCUGUACUCUGAGGGCUUUGAGUCCAGUAAGACUCUUGCGAGGAAGAUGACUCAGAUGUACAAGCUCUGCAGUGAGCAGCUCUCUCAGCAGGAUCACUAUGACUUUGGCAUGAGAGCUGUCAAAUCUGUGCUGGUCAUGGCAGGGUCAUUAAAAAGAGAAAACCCUCACUUGAGCGAGGACGUUGUGCUGAUUAGAGCUCUGCGAGAUUCAAACCUGCCCAAGUUCCUCAAAGAUGAUGCAGUGCUUUUCAGUGGCAUCCUGUCAGACCUCUUCCCUGGCGUCACCAUCCCAGAGCAUGACUAUGGUGUCCUGCAUUCUACCAUUUACUCAUCUCUGUGCCAACGCUCCCUCCAGCCCCUCCCAAGCAUCAUAAGCAAGGUCAUCCAGCUCUAUGAGACCAUGUUGGUCCGCCAUGGGGUAAUGCUCGUGGGGCCCACCGGAAGUGGCAAGACAACUGUCUACCGUGUGCUGGCAGACACCUUGGAAACCCUGUAUCAUGCUGGCCACCAAAAUCCCUUCUAUCGCCUUGUUAAGACCUAUGUGCUCAACCCAAAGUCAGUGAGCAUGGGUGAGCUUUACGGGGAGGUGAACCCACUGACACUGGAAUGGCGGGAUGGUCUGAUGGCGCUUUGUGUUCGGGCAGCAGUUCAGGACUUCAGUGAUGACCACAAAUGGGUGAUCAGUGAUGGUCCGGUGGAUGCACUGUGGAUUGAGAAUAUGAACACAGUGCUGGAUGAUAAUAAGAUGCUCUGCUUGGCCAACAGUGAAAGGAUUAAGCUCACACCUUCCAUACACAUGAUGUUUGAGGUUCAAGACCUGGCAGUGGCGUCUCCUGCCACGGUAAGCCGUUGUGGGAUGGUGUACAUUGACCCAGAGGAGCUUAAGUGGAUGCCAUACGUUCAGACGUGGCUCACAGGUUUAGCUGAGAAGAUCACAGAGCCUGUACGUGGAUAUCUGAUGGAACUGUUUCAAAAAUAUGUGGAGAAGGGCCUGCAGUUUGUAUCAAAGCACUGUGUGCAGGCCAUUGGACAGGUGGACAUCAGUAAACUCACAACCCUCUGCUGCCUAUUGGAAGCGUUACUGUUCAGCGAUGGAGCCCCUAACCUCAAAAUGGAGUCCAGCAAGCUGAGCAGUAUGUUGUGUCAGACGUUUGUGUUUUGCUACCUGUGGGCAGUGGGAGGGAAUUUGAUUGACAGCCACUGGGACACAUUCGACACCUUCGUCAGGCAGCAGUUUGAGGACAACAGUGAUGCAAAAUUGCCCAGUGUAGGUGAUUUAUGGAGCGUGUAUAUGAACUUGGAUACUAAAUGUCUGGAGCCAUGGGAGAGGAUCAUUCCUUCCUUUAGCUAUAACAGUGAGCUGCCCUUCUUUGAGAUGCUGGUACCCACCACAGACACGGUGAGGUAUGGAUACCUGAUGGAAAAACUGCUGUCUGUCAAUCACUCUGUCCUCUUUACUGGCAUCACUGGAGUGGGAAAGUCUGUUGUGGCACGGGCAUUGUUGAACAGUGUCCAGGAAAAGGCAGGUUAUGUCUCCGUCUACAUCAACUUCUCAGCCCAAACUUCAUCAGCCAGAACCCAAGAAAUCAUUGAGUCAAAACUGGAGAAGAAGAGAAAGAAUAUACUUGGUGCUCCUGCUAAUAAAAAGAUUGUGGUGUUUGUGGAUGAUCUGAACAUGCCAAAGUUGGACAGUUAUGGCUCUCAGCCCCCUAUAGAGCUGCUCAGACAGUUUCAGGACUUCCACGGCUUCUAUGACAGAGAAAAGUUCUUCUGGAAGGAGAUACACGAUAUGACUAUAGCCGCAGCCUGUGCGCCUCCUGGUGGAGGUCGUAACCCUGUGACCCCUCGUUUCAUCCGCCACUUCAGCAUGCUGUGCCUCCCAACGCCCUCUGAGCACAGCCUCAAACAGAUUUUUAAGGCAAUUUUAGGGGGUUUCCUGAAUGAAUUUCCCAUAGCAGUGAAGCAGUCAGCUGACAACAUUGUGGAUGCUGCUGUUGAGAUCUACCAUCGAAUGAGUAUAGACCUGUUGCCUACGCCAGCAAAAUCUCACUACGUUUUCAACCUUAGAGACCUCUCUAAAUGUGUGCAAGGUAUGUUGCAGUGUGAGCCAACUACAGUGAGAGAUCAAACCCAGAUCUUCCGUUUGUUCUGUCACGAGUGUCAACGUGUCUUCCACGAUCGACUCAUCAACAAUGAGGACAAGAGCUAUUUCAAUACCAUGAUCUCUGAGAUGGCCAGUAAAUAUUUCAGCAUAAACAUAGAGCCAAUGUACUUUGUGAAUCAGCCCAUCAUUUUUGGAGAUUUCAUCAAGGUUGGAGCAGACAAGGCUGACCGUGUCUAUGAGGAUCUAACAGACAUGGAAAAGAUUCGCCAGGUGUUGCAGGACUACCUGGAUGACUACAACAUGACCUUUGCCAAGGAAACCAAGCUUGUGUUCUUCCAAGAUGCCAUUGAACACGUGUCUCGAAUCGCCCGCAUGAUUCGGCAAGAACGUGGCAAUGCCCUAUUGGUUGGUGUGGGCGGCACAGGAAAGCAAUCUCUAACACGUCUGGCUGCUCACAUGUGUGGUUACCGCUGCUUUCAGAUUGAGUUGAGCCGUGGUUAUAAUUAUGAGAGCUUCCACGAUGACCUGCGUAAACUUUACAAAAUGGCAGGUGUGGAAGGCCAGGACAUGGUCUUCCUCUUUACAGACACUCAGAUUGUGGUGGAAGAGUUCCUUGAGGACAUUAAUAACAUGCUGAACUCUGGGGAAGUACCAAACCUCUUUGAGAAGGAUGAACUAAAACAGGUGCUGGCUGCCAUUAGCCCCAAGGCCAAAGAGGCCGGCAUUUCUGAUGGAAACAGGGAUGAGGUCUUCCAAUUCUUUAUCUCUCGUGUGCGUGAGAAGCUGCAUAUAGUGCUGUGUAUGAGCCCUGUGGGCGACUCGUUCCGCUCACGUUGCCGCAUGUUCCCCUCACUAGUUAACUGCUGCACCAUCGACUGGUUUGUACAGUGGCCUCGUGAAGCUCUGCUUUCUGUGUCCCAGACCUUCUUCCAGAAUGUGGAGUUUGGCAGUGAGGAGAUGAAGCAGUGCUUUUCAGAGAUGUGUGUGGAGAUCCAUGUUAGCGUGACUGACAUGGCAGAACGUUUUUACUCUGAACUGCGCAGACACUACUACACCACACCCACCUCCUAUUUAGAGCUCAUUAACCUGUACCUAAGCAUGCUGGGAGAAAAGAGACAACAGCUGCAGGCGGCUCGAGAUCGUGUGAAAAAUGGUCUUACUAAAUUGCUGGAGACAAAUGAAGUAGUUGAGAAGAUGAAGCAAGACCUCUCUGCACUGGAACCUGUGCUUGAACAGAAAUCGAUCGAUGUCAAUGCUCUGAUGGAGAAGCUCGCUGUGGACCAAGAAAACGCUGACCAGGUGCGUAGGGUUGUGAAAGAGGAUGAAGCUUUAGCUAAGGUAAAGGCAGAAGAGACUCAGGCCAUCGCGGACGAUGCACAACGUGAUCUGGAUGAGGCUCUGCCUGCACUCGACAGUGCCAACAAGGCCCUGAAUGCCCUGGAUAAAGCUGACAUAUCAGAGAUCCGUGUCUUCACCAAACCACCAGACCUCGUCAUGACUGUGAUGGAGGCGGUGUGCAUCCUGCUCAGCAACAAGACAGACUGGGCCAGUGCAAAGCAGCUCCUGGGUGACGGCAACUUUCUGAAAAAGCUGAUGGACUACGACAAGGACAAUAUCAAACCUCAGAUUCUUCAGAAACUACAGAAAUACAUUAAUAAUCCAGACUUUGUGCCUGAUAAGGUGGAAAAAGUGUCCAAGGCCUGCAAGUCCAUGUGUAUGUGGGUGAGAGCCAUGGAUCUGUACUCGAGGGUUCUGAAGGAGGUUGGGCCCAAACGUGAAAAACUGGCUGCUGCUCAGGCCGAGUUGGACGUAACAAUGUCCACCUUGAAAGAAAAGCAAGAUAAACUACAAGAGGUGGAGAACCAAAUCAAAGUUUUGCAGGAGCAGUUUGAGUCCAGUGUGGCUGAAAAAGAGACGCUAGCUAAAACCAGGGCUCUGACUGAAGCACGUCUGGGUCGGUCGGGGAAGUUAACAUCUGCUCUGGGAGACGAGCAGGUGCGAUGGCAGGAAUGCAUUACUCUGUUUGAGCAGGAGAUCCACAACGUCAUUGGAAAUGUAUUCAUCGCUGCAGCUUGUGUGGCUUAUUAUGGAGCCUUCACCUCCCAUUACAGACAACUGCUUAUAGAUCACUGGAUCACACGCUGUCAAAACUUGGGGAUUCCAAUCAGUGACAACUUUAGUCUUAUCAGCAUUCUAGGAGAUCCCUACGAGAUCCGACAGUGGAAUGCCGAAGGGUUGCCACGGGAUAAUGUCUCCACAGAGAAUGGAAUCCUUGUGAUGCGGGGACGGCGCUGGCCACUCAUGAUUGACCCUCAAGAUCAGGCAAACCGCUGGAUACGAUCUAAAGAGGCAAAGAACGGUCUAAAGGUGAUCAAGCUAACCGACGCAGGCUUCCUCAGAACACUUGAGAACGCCAUCCGGCUGGGCAUGCCUGUACUUCUGGAGGAGCUAAAAGAAACUCUAGACCCUGCUCUGGAGCCCAUUCUUCUGAAGCAGACGUUUGUGUCAGGUGGCAGAACAUUGAUCCGACUGGGAGAUUCUGACAUUGACUAUGAUAAAAACUUCCGUUUCUACAUGACUACCAAAAUGGCCAAUCCCCACUAUCUUCCUGAGGUGUGCAUCAAAGUGACUAUCAUUAACUUUACUGUUACCAAGUCUGGACUGGAAGAUCAAAUCCUCAGUGAUGUAGUCCGUCUGGAGCGUCCUGACUUGGAAGAACAGAGAAGCCAGCUGAUAGUUCGCAUCAAUACAGACCGGAACCAGCUGAAAGCCAUUGAGGACCGAAUCCUCAAACUGCUUUUCACUUCUGAGGGCAACAUCCUUGACAAUGUGGAGCUUAUACAAACUUUACAAGAGUCAAAGGUGACAUCUCAGGCCAUUAAGUCUCGGCUGGUGGAGGCGGAGACGACAGAGGAGAUGAUCAAUGCAGCCAGAGAGAAGUAUCGCCCUGUUGCCACACGUGGCUCCAUCAUGUACUUUGUCAUUGCCAGCCUGUCUGAGAUUGACCCCAUGUACCAAUUCUCCCUAAAGUACUUUAAACAGUUGUUCAACAACACUAUUGAGUCAGCAGAGAAACACAGAGAUUUGAGCGUGAGACUACAAAUCCUGUUGGAUCAGACUCUGCUAAGUGCCUACACAAACGUGUCCCGUGGUCUUUUUGAGCAGCACAAGGCCAUCUACAGCUUCAUGCUGUGUGUGGAGAUCAUGAUGCAGAGGGGAGAGAUCUCCCAGCAGGAGUGGCAGUUCUUCCUGCGAGGGGCUGGAGGCAUGGAGAAGGAAUUGCCAGAGAAGCCAGAAGUGCCCUGGUUGUCUGAUUUUUCCUGGGAGACUUGUUGUAAUUUAGAAGACCGUCUGCCCUGCUUUAAAGGCAUUAAAGAAGAGAUGAUAUCCACACCUAUCUCUGUCAAACUGGGGCAACUGGAGGAAACGGUAAACCCGAAGCAAUGGGACGGGUAUGUUACUGACCUUCCUUCUUUCUCAGAAGACAUACCCUCUGAGAAACAGCCACAGGUCAGAGGUCACUGGAACCAGCGGCUUGGGGCUUUCCAGAAACUCAUCCUCAUCAAGAGUUUUAUGGAGGAGAAGGUUGUUUUUGCAGUGACUGAGUUUGUUAUUAUCGGUUUGGGACAACAAUUUGUGGAGAAUCCCCCAGUGGAUCUUGCAACCCUAUACACAGACAUGUCCCCUUCCAUUCCCCUGGUCUUCAUUCUAAGCACGGGUUCAGAUCCAAUGAGAGCAUUUCAGCGGUUUGCCAAUGAGAGAGGAUACCAGGAUCGGGUGAAAUCUAUCUCGCUGGGUCAGGGUCAGGGUCCUAUAGCAGAGAAGUUGAUUAUGGAAGCUAUGAAGAUUGGUAACUGGAUCUUCCUGCAAAACUGCCACCUUGCUGUGUCUUGGAUGCUGGCAAUGGAGGAACUCAUCAAAACCUUCAAUGAACCUGAUACUGUUAUUCAUGAGGACUUCAGACUGUUCCUUAGUUCCAUGCCUACCAAUGUGUUUCCUGUCACUGUAUUACAAAACUCUGUCAAGGUUACUAACGAGCCCCCAAAGGGUCUCCGUGCCAAUGUGAGACGUGCCUUUGCUGAGAUUGGCAGUACAUUCUUUGAGGAACACAUCCUUGGCAGGAAAUGGAGGAAGAUCAUUUUUGGAGUGUGUUUUUUCCACGCCAUCAUUCAGGAGAGGAAGAAAUUUGGUCCUCUGGGCUGGAACAUCCGUUAUGAAUUCAAUGACAGCGACAGAGAGUGUGCUCUUCUCAACCUAAACCUCUACUGCCAGACAGGACACAUACCCUGGGAUGCUCUUAUAUACAUCACAGGUGAGAUUACGUAUGGAGGCAGGGUGACGGAUGCCUGGGAUCAGCGAUGCUUACGCACCAUACUCAAGAGUUUCUUCUCUCCAGCCACAUUAGAGGAUGGCUAUACUUUCUCUAAAUCAGGGAUUUAUUUUGCUCCUGAUUCAGACAGCUUGACUGACUAUAAGCUUUAUAUUGAGGAUCUGCCUCUUAUUGAUGAUCCAGAGGUCUUUGGCAUGCAUGAAAACGCUAAUCUAGCCUUCCAGAGGCAGGAGACAAUGACACUAAUCUGCACCAUUCUGGAAGUCCAGCCCCGCUCCUCAGCAGCUGGUGGAGGGAAGAGCAAUGAUGAGGUGGUCCAUGAGCUGGCUGACUCCAUCUUAGCAAAGAUCCCUGAGAAAUUAGAUAUGGAUGCAGCAGUGGAGAGUCUGUUCUUGCAAGACUCGAAUGGUAGAGUUAACUCCCUAACCACUGUGCUCGGACAGGAAGUAGACCGCUUUAACUUCCUGUUGCGUGUGCUGAAGAGUUCGCUAUGUACUCUGCAGAAGGCAAUAGCAGGUCUAGUGGUGAUGUCAGAAGAAAUGGAGAAGAUUUAUAACAGUUUCCUGAAUAACCAAGUUCCUGUUCACUGGUCUAAUGCCGCUUACCCAUCUCUCAAACCUCUCGGCAGCUGGGUUAGAGAUCUCACCCUGCGCACUGCAUUUAUAGAGAGUUGGAUCACAAGAGGUCAGCCCAAGUCUUUUUGGAUUUCUGGAUUCUUUUUUCCACAAGGAUUCCUCACAGGUGCACUGCAGAAUCAUGCACGUAAAUACAACCUGCCCAUUGAUGAGCUGAAUUUUCGUUUCAACAUGGUACCAGUGUACAGAGACCAGACCCUUGUCACUGAAGCUCUGAAAAGCCUUGAGCCAGGGAAGGAACUUGACAUGGACAAGGAGCUUCCCACCAUGGAAGAUGGUGUGUUGGUUCAUGGGAUGUUCAUGGAUGCUUGUCGCUGGGAUGACAUGAACAUGGUUAUUGAAGAUGCGCUGUCAAGGGUGAUGAACCCCAUGUUGCCUGUGGUGCAUUUCGAACCUCAGCAAAACUAUGUUCCUGAGCCCACUCUCUACCACGCACCACUGUACAAGACCUCGGCUCGUGCUGGAACUCUGUCUACUACAGGCCACUCCACAAAUUUUGUGGUAACUGUGAUGUUGCCAUCCAAUCGGCCCAGUGACUACUGGAUCUCAAAAGCCUCUGCACUACUCUGCCAACUCAAUGAAUAAGCAAAGCUUUACUUCUUGACUUUAGAUCCUUUCUCAAGACAGCUUUUAGUGUUUUUGAGCAUAAGUAACAUUAAAGAAUUAAAGAAUUAAAAAAAAAAAACAUUAAGCAUUAAGAAUGAAUUAUAAAUCAACUGUAAUGUUGCUUUUUUCCUAAAUGCAGCUCUAAAAUGAAUAAAUGCAUCUACAAUA
Megalobrama amblycephala (Wuchang bream) is the source of this 12948-nucleotide messenger RNA. It is a transcript of the gene dnah6, whose product is annotated as dynein, axonemal, heavy chain 6. Bases 259 to 12759 code for a protein of 4166 amino acids. The record is from RefSeq and is a predicted model, not a curated record. NCBI's taxonomy places the organism in Eukaryota, Metazoa, Chordata, Actinopteri, Cypriniformes, Xenocyprididae. Gene Ontology annotation, molecular function: dynein light intermediate chain binding; dynein intermediate chain binding; minus-end-directed microtubule motor activity. Gene Ontology annotation, cellular component: dynein complex. Gene Ontology annotation, biological process: microtubule-based movement. The transcript is spliced from 79 exons.